UAUUACUAGAAUGUAUCAUAACUCGUGAUCCAAGAUAUUAUUUAAUAAAAAAUAAAAGAAAUAUUAAGAUUAAUAGAAUUUUGAAAUAAAAUAGACCAAUGGUAUCGUAGAGUAUGAUGAUAUAUGAAAAAAUAAAUAGUAAGGAAUGAAAAAAUAUCAUUGGAGUAACAUGAGUCAUUUGAUUCUACCCUUCUUUUAGUAUAUUUAUUAUGAUAUCUAUAAAUUUUUAAAUAUUUGCGUGAUACCCUCAGUCUGAAGUAAGUAGUGAGUUGCGCGAGCGCAAGACGUCCAGCAGAUUUCCCUUCACCUGGUCUGUUGAGGGAGUUGACCUCUGGUCAAUGACGAGAAGAAGGACAGUUUUAGUUGCAGUCUCCAACGAGACGGAAUGUAUUUUGUGGGCCAAUUAUCCCUUCCUUGCCUAGGAAGACACAAGAAGUCUCGGGCGCCGAGUAAAACCAUGGAGAGAUAUGAAAGACUUGGAAGACUUGGAGAAGGUAGUUAUGGAGUAGUUUUUCAAUGUAGAGAUCGGCAAACAGGAAGACUUGUGGCUGUAAAAAAAUUUCAACAGACAGAGGAUGAUCCACUUAUUAGAAAAAUUGCACUUCGAGAAAUACGAUUAUUAAAGAAUCUGAAGCAUCCAAAUCUAGUGAAUUUAUUAGAAGUAUUUAGAAGAAAACGUAAAUUACAUCUAGUCUUUGAAUAUUGUGAACACACUUUAUUAAAUGAAAUGGAAAAAUACCCACAUGGAUGUCCAGAAAAUAUGACACGAAAACUUACAUGGCAAAUACUUCAAGGAGUUGCUUAUUGUCAUAGACUUGGAUGUGUUCAUAGAGAUGUAAAGCCAGAAAAUAUUCUCAUAACUGGAGAUGGAGUUGUAAAGUUAUGUGAUUUUGGAUUUGCAAGAAUGCUUAGUCCGGGUGAAAAUUAUACAGAAUAUGUAGCCACACGAUGGUAUCGAGCACCUGAACUUCUGGUUGGCGAUACUCAAUAUGGAACUCCAGUUGAUGUUUGGGCGAUUGGUUGUGUAUUUGCUGAACUGAUAAGAGGAGAAGCUCUUUGGCCAGGUAAAUCAGAUGUAGAUCAGUUGUACUUAAUCAGAAGAACUCUUGGGGAUUUGCUACCUCGUCAUAUGGCAAUUUUCCAGCAAAAUGAAUUUUUUUCUGGCGUUACUCUACCCACACCCCAGUCAGUAACAACACUUGAAGCAGUUUUACCAGUAACUUCUAGCUCUCCAAUACAAAUAGAUUUUUUAAAAAAAUGUCUAGAUAAAGAUCCAGAUCAAAGAUGGACAUGUGAUCAAUUAUUACAACAUGUAUAUUUUGAAAAUUUUCAAUUCAAAAUCCCGAGUGAUGACUUGGAAGAAGCAGAUAAAUUGAGAAAAUAUCGAAAUCGAUCUAGAAAUUCCAAUUACAAUCAAAUGGUGUUACCUCAAUUAACUUCCAAAGGGGCAUAUCACAAUCAACAUGAAAGUAGACCAAAGAGUUCUUCUUUUCAACAACAUCAAGAUUUCGAUCACUUACCAACUAUACGUGGUUGUAAUUAAUAUUUUC
Molecule: messenger RNA, 1550 nt
Organism: Chelonus insularis
Lineage: Eukaryota; Metazoa; Arthropoda; Insecta; Hymenoptera; Braconidae
Product: cyclin-dependent kinase-like 1
Exons: 6
Coding region: 386-1543 (385 amino acids)
Biological process (GO): protein phosphorylation
Cellular component (GO): nucleus
Molecular function (GO): protein serine/threonine kinase activity; ATP binding
Source: RefSeq, a predicted model, not a curated record